This is a messenger RNA of Phytophthora nicotianae INRA-310, 2393 nucleotides long. RefSeq lists its product as hypothetical. The transcript has 4 exons. Gene Ontology annotation, molecular function: protein binding. Gene Ontology annotation, biological process: cell division. Gene Ontology annotation, cellular component: anaphase-promoting complex. Lineage: Eukaryota; Oomycota; Peronosporomycetes; Peronosporales; Peronosporaceae. The record is from RefSeq and is a predicted model, not a curated record. Bases 388 to 2262 code for a protein of 624 amino acids.
UAACGAUUUACCUUGGAGAUUUAAAAACCGACCAGGCAUCGCGAUGGUCACGGCCAUGGAGGCGGCGCUUGUGGGCCAGGUGCAGCGCUAUCUGAACCUCUACGUGUACGACAACGCGCGGUUUCUAGCAGAGCGGCUCGUUGCACAUGUAUGUGUCGCUUGUGGUGCAUUUUGGCGCUGUGGAACAACUGUUUAAACGAAAGUAUCAAUGCCGUUUUGACACCUUUUCGUCGCUUUUGACAGCACCCGAGCGAGGAGAACGCUCUGCUGCUCGCCACGUGCUACUACCGCAAAGGGCAAACGGCUCGAGCAGCAGAAGUACUAAACGGCGCGUUGCGGGCUGAGAAUCGCUACCUGUUGGCAUGCUGCUGCUUCCAGCAGAACCAGAUGGCCGAAGCUGAGAACGCGCUACUAGGAGGCGAAAAGUGCAACAUCGACGACCCAGAUACAAUGGAGAACGUUCCGGCAGGAGCUGCUGGGCUGUAUCUAUUAGGUCGAGUCUGCAGACGUGGGAACAGGAGGCAACAGGCCGUGACCUUCUUUGUAAAGAGUUUGGAGAUGGAUCCGUUCAUGUGGUCGGCGUACGAGGAACUGUGUGAGCUCGGAGCUAACCUUGAGGCUUCGAGGUUUUUCGGAGAUGCGAAUUACUUCGAAUCGGUGGGAGCGGACGAGGAGUUUGGAUCGAGGCUUGAAUUCAGUGAUCGGACUGUGAAAAGUGGAUCACAGUUUGGUGGUGAGGACGAUAACAACGCUGAGGAUCGUUCAACUGAUGGAACGUUCGCAACACCGGAGCCACCACCGAAUCUUGGUCUCGCUACUCCAGAAAGUCCGUUGUCCUCAGGGAUCAGCACAUCUAGGCCGAUAGCGUAUAAGACGCCGAAUAUGAACAACAACAACAACAACAACAACAACAACAACAACAACAACAACAACAACAACAACAACAACAACAACAAGAACAACAACGGGAACGAUAUCCACACUGCGACUGUGGUGAAGAAGCCACGAGUAGAGGAUUUUGGGGCACCCGCACGUCAAAGGAAAGCUCACCGACGACCACUCGCAGACAGUGACGAAAAGUACCGACCGAAUGCAAGACUGUCGUUCUCUGCUGUCGGAUUCGACGACUCUCCACUGAACCCAUCAAAACUAUCACUAGGCUCUCCAACAUCUCCACUGCCCACUCGACACUUUUCCCAGGACAAGACACCGGCUCCUGGUUUUUCCCAUAAAGGAUCUUCGCACCAAGUUGAUGGUCGACACGAGCUGCUAUGUUUGCUUACUUCGUUUGGCUCUAUUUAUCAGAAAAUCAGCGUUUACAUGUGUCGAGAAGCUCUAGAGUUGCUGAAGAUGCUUCCUGCUUCACAGCGUGCGUCUGGUUGGGCGCAGCAGCAGAUUGGACGAGCACAUUUCGAAAUGGCCGAUUAUGUACGAGCACAAGAGGUAUUCUGUGCCUUACGCAGAGCGGAGCCGCAUCGAAUGGAAGGUCUCGACUUGUAUUCGACAACAUUAUGGCAUCUCAAGAAGGAAGUGGAGCUUUCAUAUCUCGCUCAACAAGCCACAGAUUUCGAUAAGCUAUCGUGUGAAGCGUGGUGUAUUGCUGGUAACUGCUUCAGUCUGCAAAAAGAGCACGACACAGCAUUGGCUUUCUUCCAGCGGGCAAUUCAACUCGACCCGUCAUUCACAUACGCAUACACACUUUCAGGUCACGAGUACGUCGCAAAUGAGGAUUUUGAGAAGGCCGUGAACUGCUAUCGACAUGCUAUUCGUACCGACUCGCGGCACUAUAAUGCUUGGUAUGGUCUGGGCACGAUCUAUUACCGGCAAGAGAAGUUCGAGUUCGCAGAGUACCAUUUCAAGCGCGCAUUGGAGAUCAAUCCGCGGAGUUCGCUGCUACACUGCUUCCUUGGUAUGGUUCUCCAUGCCACACAUCGAUACGACGAAGCACUAGCCACACUUGUGGUCGCCGCUGAGCUGCAGCCGCUGAAUCCUCAAGCCCGCUUCCAGCGUGCCAAUGUGCUGAUCACACUGCAGCGAUACGAAGAGGCUUUGGAGGAGCUCCAUGUUGUCAAGAACUUUGCGCCGCGUGAGUCUUCUGUGCACUUCAUGAUGGGCAAAGUGGCUAAGAAACUCGGUCGUAUCGAGGAGGCCAUGAAGUAUUUCACCUUGGCGCUGCACUUCCACCCCAAGGACAAUAACCAGAUCAAGGUAGCCAUCGACAAAAUCAACGAACCCGAUCAUGACGACGAUGACAGAAUGUAGUAGCCCAUACCCAAAUCAGACGUAGCAUCACGUCUGCAUAUAGAUAACCGCAAUAUCAAUGAGCACAUUGCAGUGCCGCCACCAUGAUUCUCAUAGCCACAUAAACAUGGUGAGACCAUCCAUCACAUCGC